Eruca vesicaria subsp. sativa (arugula) is the source of this 993-nucleotide messenger RNA. The record is from the annotation of a GenBank genome assembly. Lineage: Eukaryota; Viridiplantae; Streptophyta; Magnoliopsida; Brassicales; Brassicaceae.
AUGUCUGAAUCCUCCAAAACGACGGUGGAUCCGCUUCUGAAAAACUUGGAUGGGAAGAAAGAGAGUUUCCGGCGUAAUGUGGUGUCUAUGUCUGCUGAGAUAAAUCAAGUGAGAGGCCGUUUGGUUUCUCAGGAACAGUCUUUUGUUAAAGAAACCCUUUUUAGAAAAGAAGCAGAGACAAAAGCUAAGAACAUGGAAGUGGAGAUCUGUAAUUUGCAGAAGACAUUGGAAGAUAGAAACUGUCAUCUUGAAGCUUCAACUUCUGCUGCUGAAAAGUUUCUUGAAGAAGUUAAGGACCUGAGAUCACAGCUAGCUUUAACAAAGGAAACUGCAGAAACAAGUUUUGCUUCUGCACAAUCCACACAGCUUCAAUGCUCAAUGAUAGCAGAACAACUUGACGACAAAACAAGUUCUCUAAGAGAACACCAAGACCGUGUAACUCAGCUCAGCCACCAGCUUGAUAAUCUCCAAAGAGAGUGUUCUAAUAAACAACUGAGAGAUGAAGUUAUGAGAAUUGAACGUGAGAUAACCGAAGCUGUUGCAAAGUCAGGUAAAGACACAGAAUGUGAGCUAAGGAGACUUGUGGAAGAGGUUUCUCCAAAUAACUUUGAGAGAAUGAAUAGGCUAUUGAGUGUAAAAGACGAUGAGAUUGCAAAACUAAAAGAUGAGAUAAGGCUAAUGUCAUCUCAUUGGAAACUCAAGACUAAAGAACUUGAAUCACAGUUGGAGAAACAAAGAAGAACAUAUCAAGAGUUGAAGAAGAAGGUGGUGAAACUUGAGUUUUGUCUGCAAGAAGCUCGUAGCCAGACAAGAAAGCUGCAGAGGAUGAGGGAGAAGAGAGACAAGGCCAUCAAAGAGUUAAGAGAUCAGAUAACCGGAAAACAGUGGGAUGAACCGGUUUCUGGAGAGAAACCAAAAUUUUGGGAUACUUCAGGGUUCAAGAUCGUUGUGUCAAUGUCUAUGUUGUUACUAGUGAUUAUCACCAAAAGAUGA